Molecule: messenger RNA, 2661 nt
Organism: Amoebophrya sp. A120
Lineage: Eukaryota; Dinophyceae; Syndiniales; Amoebophryaceae
Source: the annotation of a GenBank genome assembly
AUGUUGCGCUUGGAUGUUGUUUUGUCUGCCUUGCUAGCGGCCGCGCCAUAUGCUUGCCGCGCACGGCAGCUCGUCGACGUCGCCGGUGGAAAUAAAACACCCAAGCUGCAGCUGCACCAGGCGGCGGCAAGUGCGAGCGCCCAUCCCCUCGAGCAUGCGGUGGCGAUGUUGGCAAAGAUGAAGGAGGAAGCCAGCGCGGAUAUGCAGAGCGAGGCAGUUAUGUAUGCGACAUAUAGCCAAUACGUGACCGACGAAACCAUUCGGCUGAACAGUACAAUCAAUGAUCUAGGGGUGCAAAUCGAGGCCGCAAACGCCGAGGCGGCGAAGCUCCGCGCGCAAGCGGAGUCGCUGGAUCUGCAAGUACUUCUAAAUCAGUGCCAGUGCAGUGUUUGCCUUUGUGCAUACAAGUAGGAGCUGCUUCACCAGGUUUUUUGAGAAACUUGUUUGUAUGGCAGUAAAGUAGUGGUUAAAAGACGACGAAAUUCUCUGUGAAGAGGUCGUGAACUUUCGCAAUAACACCUCGCCAUCAAGGUAAACGAGACCACGACUGACCUGGAAAAGACCAAGACGGAAAAACACGAUAUCGAUGAGGAGAACAAUGCGAGAAUCACCCAGUUUCUUGAGGCGGAAACGGAUUACCGCAACGCGAUCUACAUGAUUGAAAAGGCCAUCGCGCACCUGAAAGCACGGGAAAUUACGGAUAAGAACGAAAUGGACAUCAAGUACGCAGAGCCGCCGGGGGUUGUCGGCGCCGCGCUGCUGCAGCAAAAGGCAAACAUUUUAGCGAAGAUGAAAUCCUCAAGCAGUUCCUUUUUGUCCAACCUCGCGAACCGGCUAAAAGACCUCGUGUUCGGGCCGUUGAAGCAAACGAGCUGGAUCGAGAACCAGCUGCAGCUACUGCAAGAGAAAGUCAGCUUGCACGCGAAAAAUUUCACCGACACCGCUUCCGUGCUCGUUACUCUACGUGAUCUCCGGGCGAGCUUCGCGGACGAAGUCGAUGCGUUGGUCAAACAGGAAUCGGCGGACAAACUCGCGUGGCAGCAGACCAGCCUCGCCCUGGGAUUCGAGAUCGAGAAACUGGAGCGCGCCAUCAAGGACGCCACGGAGGGGGCCGCGAGCAUGCGCGCAACAGCAGGGGAAAAAGCCGCGGGCGCGAUCGAGGACGCGCAGACGCAGGGCGAUUUGAUCACGACCUUAGACGAGCUCGUGGCGCAGGGAAAGUCAAAGGCCGCACAGUUCACGGAGCGGCAAGCGACCAGGCAGAACGAAAUCGCGGCGCUGACAGACGCGGUGUCUAUCUUGUCCAAGCCGAUCUCCUUGAUAAGUACGAAAAGCGGACAAGAAGAACAUGGUGUUCGUAUCGCCAAAGAAACGAAAAAAGUGGUUUCCUUGCUGCAAGUUUCAACAUCGAGCACGAAGAAAACAGCGGCAAAAGAAUCCGUGCAAGAAGCGGAAAGCCGUGCCACUAGCAUUGCGUUUCUGAAGGAGAAGAACUCGAAGUCAAAUUCCGUGCUAGCCCUGGUGCAGAAGAGUCUAGCCGCCCAGGACCCGCUCGCCAAGGUGAAGGCGAUGAUCACGGACCUGAUUACGCAGAUGGAGAAGGAGGCCGCGGAGGAGGCCACGCACCACUCCUGGUGCGACACCGAAGUGAAAAAGACCGAGGCGGACAAGGAAAAGGCGGGAGAGGAGGUGGAGCAGUACUCCCAAAAAAUCGCAGAAGUGUCCGCCACACUGGAGCGACUGCAGGCCCGCGUCCCGAAAAUCAAGGCCAAGAUCAACGAAACGAUGACGGACAUCGCGGAACAGGGCAAAAUUUUCACGGACUCGCAAAACCAGAUCAACAAGGAGCUCCACGAGGUGAUGGAGGCGGAGAACGCAUUGCAGGACGCCCUGGCGGUGCUGCAACAGGUCUACGGUGCUACGACAGCGGGAGCCGCGCCGCCGCCAAAUUUCUUGCAGAUGAGGAAAGUUGCUGUAGGGUCCAUUCGUUCCCAAAACAAGAACGCGAGGGAUGCGCCGGAAAUCUUUGACGACAGCCCCUACACCGGGCAGGCAAGCGGUGGCGGCGCCGUGGACUUUCUGCAGUUUCUCCUUGGAGAGUUCCAAAAACAGAAUUCGGAACUAGUCGCGCAGCGCUCCGACGAGCAGAUGGAGCACACGCGGAUCGUGAGUGAAAUGCAGGCGUUGCAGCAAAAAUACCAGUCGGAUUUGGGGGAAAAUCAAGCGACGCAAUUGACCAAGCAUGGCGAGCUGACGGGCGCGCAAUCGGCCAAGCAAACCAGUGCCGCCGCGUUAGCCGCGGCAAACGCGUACUACGCAGAACUGACGCCGAGCUGCAUUGCGGUCACUGAUUUUGACGAACGAACGAAACAGCGGCAAGACACGAUCCAGUCACUGCAAGAAGCCAUGGAGAUUCUGCAAUCGCAAUAGAUAAUUUGAUAAUAAAUUGUAAUUCUUUUUUCCAUUUUCAAGCGAUGGGGAUUCAUUUCUUCGCAUUACUUGUUCGGCCGUACGGCAGUGACACAUGGCGUACUACGCUGGCAGCUCUCCAGAACAUUAAGUUGUAAAAUGGAGAAAAAUUAUUAUCAAAACCAAUACCAACCGAAGUUGCACAUCGGUAUCGGUUUUUCUGCCUGAUGUUGCAGCACUGCUUGUUCGCCC